This is a messenger RNA of Dinoponera quadriceps, 882 nucleotides long. It is a transcript of the gene mRpS25, whose product is annotated as probable 28S ribosomal protein S25, mitochondrial. Gene Ontology annotation, molecular function: structural constituent of ribosome. The coding region runs from base 90 to 599 and encodes 169 amino acids. Gene Ontology annotation, cellular component: mitochondrion. The record is from RefSeq and is a predicted model, not a curated record. The transcript has 3 exons. NCBI's taxonomy places the organism in Eukaryota, Metazoa, Arthropoda, Insecta, Hymenoptera, Formicidae.
ACGACGGCGAGUAAUCUGCGUCUGCGAAGCCGGCUGCACACACCGAUAGUGUAUCUUCUAAAUAAACAACAAAUAAAAGCUCACGCAAAAUGCCGUUUAUGUUAGGCAAAAAUCCCAUACGGAGAACGGUAAAAUAUUUAAUGGCUGGGAAAUUAAUUCUAAAGGAUAAGAUACAGGUCUUAUCCAUAAAUUAUAACAUGCUUGGUAAACAACACAAAGGCGCAAGGGAUUUCGUGCAUUGGCAUAUGUGCCAGGUGCAAUACAAAAAUCCAAAUGUACAAAUAGUUACUUUGCAAAACAUAACACCAUCGCCGUUCAUUAAGUGCUAUUAUGAGGACGGCAAGACAAUGUUAAUAGAUAUAGAUACCAAGACCAAGGACGAGAUACUUGAACAUCUUGUGAGAGUUAUUGGAAAAUCGAAACAGGUAUUAGCCAUGGAAGAUAUCACGCAAAAAAAGAAGGAAAAUCCAGCAAAUUUCGGUGUUGGUUGUGAAAAGAGCUGUAUGUGUAACAUCCCUGGACAAGUGCCUUGUCCUGGUGUAGUGCCUCUGCCAGACCAUAUGCGUUUUAAGAAACAGAGAGAAAUGAAAGAACAGUAAUUAUUAAAAGAUUUUGUAUUGUCAGGUGUACGCAUAAGUCUUUAGUCUUUCUCUUUUCAGUUUUAAACAAGUUUCCUAGAGAAGUAAUAAAAGAACUAAAACUCAUGAAAAUAUCUUACAAUUGUUAUAAUAAUAAUAAUGUACUAUACCAUGUAUCAUACAUAUAUGUCUUUGUGUAUUCAUAAGCACGGAUGGAAGUUAAUUUAUACAUCUUAUAUUUUGUCCCAAAGCUUGUCACAUGUGCGUUCGUUAUAGAAAAAGGUCUCCAUACAUUAUGAAAAUA